UUCAAGGGUAUGGCCACUGUACACAACAUUUAGCUAGCUAGUGAAAACGUUAAAAACAUUCAUUCACCUGCUGUUUCUCCUGCUGUAUAUGUUUUAGUUUCGACGCAGGAUGCUGAAAUGACAAGAGAGGCACAUUUUAGCCUUUGUGUUGUCCUUGGGUGAAAUUUGACCCGUUUAAAAAAAAAAUUACACUAGAAAUAUGGGUUUCUUUCAACCAAAUUGCCCAAAAAUAACAUGGAUGCACGUUGUAUUAUAUGGGACCCAUACAACAUUUAUCGCAGGCCUGCAGGAUGGCCCAGGCAGACAGCAAGGUGCUGGUUCUGGGAACGUUGGCUGGAGUGGCUGGCAUUGGUUUGGCUGUGGUGUGUUACCAGGGUUUUAGGUCGAGGCAAAGAGGCUCGUGCCCGGGGUCCUACCUCAACCGCAGUUAUGAACCGAGGACCGGCGUCAUGUUGAUGGACGGUCCAGGUCUGCCCAGGGGUCAGGCGGAGGUGCUGGAGCGUCUCGAGGCCCUGAUCCAAUGCGUGUCCGAGCUAAAGGAUGAGAUGAAGUCGUUGAAGAAUGCCCUGCCGACACUGCCGGACCAAGUCAGAGAGGAGCUGAGGGCCCGCGAUGUGGCGCGUCGAGCCAGCCCUCUCCACAGGACCACGCCGACGCGAAGGAAAAGGGCUGCAGGCGUCAUCGCUGGGGCCACAGCUGGGGGGCGGAGCUCAGAGGAAGCAGAGAGUGAGGGAGGGUAUAUGACUGCACUGACAGACUCGGAGGAAGAAGAGCUAAGUGAUGCAGAACAGAGGGAUGAAGAGAAACCGGCAGACAAGCUAAGUGUCCUCCUGGAGAGGAUCGACCGUUUGCAUCAGGGCGCUGAGUCUGACAAAAGGGGAAGUCUCGACCUCCUGUUAGACCACAGAGAUGAGUUUGGACAGAACUCAACGUUUCUUUGGCGGCUUAUCCGAGCUUACUGUGAUGUUCAUGACGUCAGCUCCACUCUGGAGGAGAAGAAGACCCAUGCAGCAACUGGGAAGAAAGUCGGUGAGGAGGCAGUGAGCCUGAAUCCCACAUGUGCUGAAAGUCAUCAGUGGUAUGCCAUCAUGUGUGGGAUUAUGGCAGAAUAUGACACAGUGCAGAACAAGAUAAAGAACGGGUACAUCUUUAAGGAUCAUCUGGAUAAAGCCAUUGAGCUGAAGCCACAAGACCCCAUGUCCUACUACCUGAUGGGCCGCUGGUGCUACGCUGUGGCUCAGUUGUCAUGGAUUGAGAGGAAAGUUGCUGCAACAUUAUUUGGAGAGCCUCCAAGUGCCACAGUUGAAGAUGCACUGAAAAACUUUCUUAAGCUUGACCAUUCCAGACAACCAUGACCACGGCCGUAGUCGGUGAUGGCAGAGAAUCAACAGAACUGCUUCCCUAAGUCACCGUGUGGCAGCAUUUUGCCUUCCCUGUGAGUAAGUUAUGGAAACAAACAAUGGAGGUAAAGCAUGGCAUGGCGCUUUCAGUUGCGCCUCAUAAAUUCUGAGAAACUGUUGCAAAGUACCCUUCUGCCAUCCAGUGGCUCUCAUUGUGGCAUUGCUGUCCCUGUUGAAAAUUUUGUUUAAUCCUGGAUUGAUUUGUGACACCCCUAGUAAUAAAUAAAAUUAUGAUAUUAGCUUGAGUGAUAUAAGGCCUUUUCACACAGCCUGUUCAAGGCGGGAUGCAUCAUUCUGCCUCGCCGUACUGUAUAAAAGUUACGGACACAGAAUGGGGAAACGGAGUAGGCCAGCAGCGGAGGUAGUAAGAGAGCCAAUGUCUUUCUCUCCUCCGGUUUAAAAAGGAAUGGCCGGCAUGGCGGGACCACACACACACACACACACACACACACACACACACUCACACUAGACGCAGACGCUAGUGUGUUACACGUCACGCUUCUUUUCUUUUCGCAAUGCCGGCAUGCUAACUAAAAUCACACACUGGGGCGGCAUUAAGGUGCGGUUGUUUGGUUUAGUGUAGUCUCGCUUUACCAGACCUUCCUCCACACGCUGCGGGCCGGAGGAGGGUCUGGCUAGUC
Perca flavescens (yellow perch) is the source of this 2041-nucleotide messenger RNA. RefSeq names its product regulator of microtubule dynamics 2 (gene rmdn2). Bases 255 to 1355 code for a protein of 366 amino acids. Gene Ontology annotation, cellular component: spindle microtubule; mitotic spindle pole; cytoplasm. Gene Ontology annotation, molecular function: microtubule binding. Lineage: Eukaryota; Metazoa; Chordata; Actinopteri; Perciformes; Percidae. The transcript is spliced from 9 exons. The record is from RefSeq and is a predicted model, not a curated record.